Messenger RNA from Andrographis paniculata, 2478 nucleotides. RefSeq lists its product as uncharacterized. The transcript has 3 exons. The record is from RefSeq and is a predicted model, not a curated record. The coding region runs from base 549 to 2291 and encodes 580 amino acids. Lineage: Eukaryota; Viridiplantae; Streptophyta; Magnoliopsida; Lamiales; Acanthaceae.
GAUCCCUCUUGCUUAAUUUGCAUGUACGCCGCGCAGUGUCUGGAGUACCUUGCUGUACAGAGAAUCGAGCUUUGAAUGCAAAAAGCGAAGUCAAGUUACACUGGCUGGCUCUUCUUUUUUAUGGAGCAAAUCAUUUCAAAUCAAAAGAAAUCAAGAAACCUCCUCCCAAUCAUUCUACCCUCUUGGAAUUCUUCUUCCAUUUAAAUUUGAUCGGCAGAUUUAGAUUUGGUGUUAAACUAUUCUUUCAUGGAAACUACGUUUUCAAUUCCAUCUGUAAAGAUGCUGGGAAGAAUCCCACUCCCCUCCCACUGAUGGCUUCUUGCUAUAUUUAAGUCUCAUGAUUUCAAUCUGUCCUUUUUUUUUUUUUAUAGAUAGGCAAAUGAGAAUCAUUGAUCGAACCAGCAAUCAAUGCUGUUAGGAAGCAGGAUUUCGCAACAAAUUUUGUAAGAUCGCAUCCUCUUAAACUCUCCUUAAUGCUCUGCUUAUUUUCAUCAGUGGAACCCAAAGCUGGAAUUGCAGGAGGAGGAAAUUAGGUCGAACAAAUUACAAUGUCGAGGCAAGGGCGGGCGAUGAUGGAGAGUCUGAUGGGACCCACCAAGAUCCGGAAAAGGGGUUGCUCCUCCUCCUCGUCUUCGUCGUCGAGAAUCCACAACAAACGGGCCAUUUUGCGGGGCAAGAAUCGGGCCGGGCUCGGGAUCGCUCUGGGAAGAUCCAGAUCCGGCACCCCUGCGCCGGCGUGGAGGACUACCCCUUUGAGGAGCGCCGUCGACUCCCCCAAACACUCUCAGAGCGGCAAAUCCACCAGACCGGUGUCUGCUCGGCGGCUCGCCGCCACGCUAUGGGAGAUGAACGAGAUGCCGUCGCCGGCGAAGAUGAGCGAGAGCAACUUGGAGCUGAUGAAGCACCUGCAGAAGAAGAAGAACGGGAAUCAUAAGAUGGUUUCGAAGAAGGAAAAACUUCAGCCCGGAUGGGGACUGCACAUCAGCUCCGGCUCCGGCUCCGGUCAUCUCCCACCGCACUUAUCCGAUCCCUCGUACAGUCCUUCCGUUUCAGAGAAAUUGGAGCGGAGAAGGACACCUUCUCAGAGGAUCACAUCAGCUGAACAGAUUGCUGGAGCUUUUGAUUCCAUCAGCCGUGCAAGUUUCAUGGAGAUCGAGAGCCGAUCGCGCCCUCCGACUUCCAGUGGAUCGGUAAACGGCUGCAGGAGCCGUCUGAAGGAUGUAAGCAAUGCACUGACUACCUCCAAAGAGCUGCUGAAGAUAAUCACUCGAAUCUCGGGUCAUUCGGAUCAGAAUUCAUCGAGCAUGUCUCUGAUUUCAGCCCUGCAUGCCGAGCUGGAGAGAGCUCGUUUGCAGGUCAAUCAGUUCAUUCACGAGCAACGGGCGGAUAAAAGUGAGAUAAGCUAUAUGAUGAAGUGUUUUGCUGAGGAAAAGGCGUCGUGGAAGAGCAAAGAGAGCCAAGUAGUCGAGGCUGCAGUGGCGUCUGUUGUUGGCGAACUAGAGGUAGAGCGAAAGCUGAGGCAAAGACUCGAGAGCUUGAACAAGAAACUCGGGAAAGAAUUGUCUGAAAUGAAGUUGUCACUUGUUAAGGUUGUUAAGGAACUGGACAGUGAGAAAAGAGCGAGGGAGAUAACCGAGCAGAUGUGCGAAGAAUUAGCUCGGAAUGCUGACGGGGAGCGAGUUCAGAUGAAGCCACCAGAGGCUAAGCAUCAGUUUGAGGAGAGCACUUCUGCCAUUGGCAAGCUACGGAAACAGCUGGAGGUUUUUCUGAGAACGAAAGGGGAGAAAGAAGAAGAGAGAGGCGGCCAUCACAAUGUACAAGAAGACGACGAAAAGAUUGAUGACAGUGUAGACAGGAAAGAUGGAUCUGAAGAAAGUGAUCUUCUUGAACUGAACAUGGAUAAUAGUAAAGGGCCGAAAUGGGCGUCGUAUACCUCUGUUACUAAUGAGAUCAAACCAAGAAGCUCCAUUGUUUCGCUGCGAAAUUCUCCCCUUCAAAGAAGUGCGUCUGACGGGGUAGAGGUUUUUGACAGGGAUGGAGUUUAUGAGCUUGAGAGGGAAGCUCCAAGAAGAAGUCAUUACGACGGGACACAGAGGAAUAAAUCUGUUAAGAGCCUUGUUAAGGAUCACAAAUUGUCUAGCUCAAGGUUGUCGAUAUCCCAGAAAAACGAGCAGUCGUGGCCUUCCAGAGAUCCAUUCAAUAUGCUUGAGGAGAGGCCUGGUGCAAUACAAGGCUAUAGUUCCAAGUCAAGAACAGCAGCUGAAAGCCAUAGUAGAAGAUCUAAAUGGUGAAUUUAAUUCGUGCAGGCAACUUUAACCUAGAAAUCUCCGGAUUUAACAUCUUGUUGAUUUGGGUUCUUCACAUUCCCGAGUACUCGCCAGAAAACACCUGUGUUUUUUGAGUAUUACUGCUUUCUCAGAGCAAGUUUGUGCAGAAAGCAGUUCUUGUUCAUAUUUUAAAUGAAAUGUUUAUCAUGAA